Molecule: messenger RNA, 1236 nt
Organism: Peronospora matthiolae
Lineage: Eukaryota; Oomycota; Peronosporomycetes; Peronosporales; Peronosporaceae
Source: the annotation of a GenBank genome assembly
AUGGCUGACGUCGAAGACCGCAAGCCAACUGAAAAUGUCGAGGAAGGCGCCCCGGACGAGCAGGUGCAGCUUGAAGAAGGCGACAUCGAGACGAACUGGGAUGAGGUCAUUGAGACCUUUGACGGUAUGGAGCUGCGCGAGGAUCUGCUGCGUGGGAUCUACGCCUACGGUUUCGAGAAGCCGUCUGCUAUUCAGCAGCGUGCCGUGAAGCCUAUUCUCUUGGGCCACGACUGUAUUGCUCAGGCUCAGUCUGGUACGGGUAAAACCGCUACUUUUGCCGUGUCCAUCCUGCAGAAGAUCAACAUUAGUCUCAAGGAGACGCAGGCUUUGAUCCUUGCACCGACGCGGGAAUUGGCCCAGCAGAUUGUCAAGGUCGUGGUUGCUCUUGGCGACUACAUGACUGUGCAGGUGCACGCCUGUGUCGGUGGUACGGCUGUGCGGGACGACAUUCGCACUCUGCAGCAAGGCGUGCACAUUGUGGUGGGCACUCCGGGCCGUGUGGGCGACAUGAUCAACCGUCGUGCCUUGCGCACUGACGAGGUCAAGAUGUUCGUGCUGGAUGAGGCUGAUGAGAUGCUCUCUCGUGGGUUCAAGGACCAGAUUUACGAGGUGUUUCGUUUCCUGCCUGAAAAGGUGCAAGUGGCGCUGUUUUCGGCCACGAUGCCUCUGGACGUGCUGGAGGUGACGCACCGCUUCAUGCGCGAACCCAUUCGCAUCCUCGUGAAGCGCGACGAGCUGACGCUUGAAGGUAUCAAGCAGUUCUUCAUUGCUAUUGACCGCGAGGAGUGGAAAUUCGACACGCUGUGCGAUCUGUACGAGACGCUCACCAUCACACAGGCCAUCAUCUACUGCAACACGCGCCGAAAAGUCGACUGGCUCACGGAGAAGAUGCAGUCGAAAGAUUUCACCGUGUCGGCCAUGCACGGUGACAUGGAGCAGCGUGAGCGUGACAUUAUUAUGCGGGAGUUCCGCUCGGGCUCUUCGCGUGUGCUGAUCACGACGGAUCUCCUGGCCCGUGGUAUCGAUGUGCAGCAGGUGUCGCUGGUCAUCAACUACGACCUGCCCACGAACCGCGAGAACUACAUUCACCGCAUCGGUCGCUCGGGUCGAUUCGGUCGCAAGGGUGUGGCCAUCAACUUUUUGACGCACAACGAUGUGCGAUACUUGCGCGACAUUGAGCAGUUCUACAACACGCAGAUCGACGAGAUGCCGAUGAACGUGGCGGAUCUUAUUUAG